AUGAAGUUGGUUCGUUUUUUGAUGAACAUGCCCUCUUCAACGGGUCAGCCCAUCACCGUCGAGCUUAAAAAUGGCACCAGUGUUAGUGGCACUCUCUUGUCUUGCACACCGUCCAUGAACCUUUCCUUGAAGAACAUCAAGCUUGUACAACCACACCAGGAUCCUCAGCUUCUUCAAUUCAUGAAUAUUAGAGGAAACCAAAUACGACAAAUUAUCUUGCCAGAUGACUUGAAUAUAGAAAGCGUUUUGAGCAAGAGUCAGGUUAAGAUCAAGGGACAGGGUGCUGGACCAGGAAAUAAAGAUAUAGAGGCUGAGCCCAGGAGGCCAUUCAAAGCGGCAACGAGGGGAAGAAGACGCAAUUUGUAA
Molecule: messenger RNA, 366 nt
Organism: Meyerozyma guilliermondii ATCC 6260
Lineage: Eukaryota; Fungi; Ascomycota; Pichiomycetes; Serinales; Debaryomycetaceae
Product: mRNA splicing protein
Exons: 1
Coding region: 1-366 (121 amino acids)
Biological process (GO): spliceosomal snRNP assembly; RNA processing
Cellular component (GO): U5 snRNP; U12-type spliceosomal complex; U4 snRNP
Molecular function (GO): RNA binding
Source: RefSeq, a predicted model, not a curated record